Striga hermonthica is the source of this 1134-nucleotide messenger RNA. NCBI's taxonomy places the organism in Eukaryota, Viridiplantae, Streptophyta, Magnoliopsida, Lamiales, Orobanchaceae. The record is from the annotation of a GenBank genome assembly.
AUGAUCAAGUCCAUUUACCAAUCCUUAUCACUCUCCCUUUUCAUCUUCCUUCUCUUCUCCUUGUCAUCUGCCCACAACAAAACCAAACAGGACCCACCAUCCUCGUCGUCGGGCACUAAUUACGCGGGCUGUUUCCCCAAAGUGUAUGCCUUUGGGGACUCGGACACCGAUACAGGCAACUGCAACUUCCUCGAGUCCCACUUGAAGAAUGAGGUCAAUUUCAACAUCUCGGCUCGCCUCGUGGUCGACUUCCUGUGUGCGGGCCUCUCCCUCCCGUCCCCACCACCCUACAAGACAUCAUCAUCUGGGAAUUUCAGCAGCGGCAUCAACUUUGCAGUCUCGGGCUCCACCAGCCUCGAGGUCACCGAUUUCUUCGGGCCCAAUAACCUGAGCAGCCUGUUCUGGAAAGGGGUCCCCAUGAGUUUUCGGACUCAGUCCGAUUGGUUCAGUGAGUACCUUCAAGGGCAAGCGAAAGGCGGAAACAAAGGAUCCCACGAAGCUGAUGUGGCAAAUGCUCUCUUUUGGGUUGGGCAGUUUGGAGUCUCGGAUUACAUGAGCUCUCAGGGCUCAUCCAUCUCUGUUCAAGCUAUAUCCAAGUCAUCCGUGAAGCACGUUUGUGAAAUCCUUACGACAAUUAUCUCGAGCGGCGCAAAGUACAUAGUGGUGCAGGGGCUGCCUCCUGUGGGAUGCUUCCCCUGCUACAUGUCGUCAGGCCCCAAGCAUGGCCUGGACAAAAUGGGGUGUGUCUCGGCCAUCAAUGCAGGCAUAAGUGCCCACAACGAGAUCCUCCAGUUGGCACUAGAGAGGUUUCGGAAGAUGCACCCACACUGCACUAUCGUGUACGCCGACUACUGGAACGCGUACCUCACCAUCACCACUAACCUUAAAAAAUACGGCAUGGAGGAGCCAUUCAAAGCCUGCUGUGGAUGCGGGGAUGGUCAGUUCAACUUCAACAAAAACAACAUCUGUGGCUCGCCCGGCACCUCUGUCUGCAAGGACCCUCACAAGUACGUCAGCUGGGACGGGAUUCGCCUCACGGAGGCCAUGCACAAACACCUGGCCAAUCUCUUCCUUCAUCAGGGCUUCUGUCAUCCAUCCUUUGAUGAGCUCGUCAAGAAAAAGAAAAGCAUGUAG